This is a messenger RNA of Dentiscutata erythropus, 216 nucleotides long. The record is from the annotation of a GenBank genome assembly. Lineage: Eukaryota; Fungi; Glomeromycota; Glomeromycetes; Diversisporales; Gigasporaceae.
CAAAAUAUUAUGCACAAAGAAAAUAUUCCAUUAGAGAAUCUACUAUCUAAUAAUGACAUUCAAUUGUUUAAUCCUCCUAUUUAUAGUGAUACUCAAUUAUCUAAUCCUAUAUAUAGUGAUACUCAAUUGUAUAAUUCUAUUUAUGAUGAUACUCAAUCGUCUAAUUCUAUUUAUGAUAAUAUUCAACUAUCUGAUAUUACUUAUGGUGAUAUUUAA